AUGUGUCGAGCUGGCUACAAAGGAAAACAUGGCCAUUUUGAUGUACCCGAGCAAACUCUACAACAAAUGAAUGCACUCUACAUGCAGGUUACUGUAGGCGAUUACGAUGGAAAUAAACAUUUAAAAUGUGCAAAUGAAUGGAAAAAACUUCGUGGCAAAACAAAAAUUGACUGUCAGAGAGAAUUUAUAAAAGUAACCAAUCGGACAAUUACUAUGUAUGGAUGGAAUCCACCGGAUGGUUGGCUAUAG
Messenger RNA from Brugia pahangi, 249 nucleotides. Lineage: Eukaryota; Metazoa; Nematoda; Chromadorea; Rhabditida; Onchocercidae. The record is from the annotation of a GenBank genome assembly.